Acaulospora morrowiae is the source of this 618-nucleotide messenger RNA. The record is from the annotation of a GenBank genome assembly. Lineage: Eukaryota; Fungi; Glomeromycota; Glomeromycetes; Diversisporales; Acaulosporaceae.
AUGAAUACUGAAAUAACUACAGUUCUUGCUAAAAAGAUCAAGCAUCAAAUGAUAAGUGGGAGAGUUACUAUACCAGAUUAUCAUAAAGAAACAGACAAAGCAUCGAGUUCUGAUGUCAGUACACCAGAACCUUCCUUUGAUGAAAGCUUCUUCUUUAUUGAUGAAGAUGUUACUUCCCAGACUGAUAAUAAUAUCGACGAUGAUACUGAUGAUAAUGAAGAGCGCCAGAUUAUAAAGAAAAAUAUUAGAGGAUAUAGACGUAAAGAAUUUUUUAUGGAUGGUGAAUGGGAUGAGAUGAUCAAGGAUUUUAACAAUUAUGUAAAUUUAAGUGAUUUGGAAGAUGAUCAUAAGAUGCCCUUCUAUAAACUUAUGGACAAAAUUGCUGAGUAUCAAGGCCUUUCAAUUUUCAUAAUUAUUAACAAUUUUAAAUUAAAUAGUGCGUACACUCAUCAACAUUUACGAUUGUCUGAAGCUUUAUUUGGAAGCAAUUUUACAAAUAUAAUCACAAAGGGGAUAUUGACUCUUGAUCAAACCUAUCAUUACGAAGAAGUUGAGAUCCAAGGUUUUGCUUCGUCUAUGAUCACCAACUUGAAAAAAAGCCCACCGACAGAAGCUUAA